UGCUCCUCUUUCUGUGCAACCUCUAUUCGACACGGCUUCAGUUCGAGGCAGUCUCACCUCUACGCUCUCUCCUCCGUCUCUUCCCAGUUCUCACUCCACAUAGCCAGUCAUCACUCUCUCGGUCCCGUGCCCAUCUUCUCCUCCCGUCUCUCUCGGUCUGUGCAAACUACAAGCUCUUGAUCUUGCUCUUGUUCUUGUUCUAGUUCAGUUCAACCUUCAGACAACAAAACCCCAUGAAGGCUUCAGUUUAACCUGCCACUUUUGUGCCGCUUUCCUGUUGAUCCAUCUUCAGACGGCGACCGAAGGCUAGAGAGCCGCGGAGCGGACGGCAGCAGCCAACAGAGACGGCAUGGAAGAGGAGAUGGCUGGUCUGAGCCUGGGCGAUUUCGAGUUCUUCAAGAUCUUGCUCCCUGGGAUGUACGAGGAGUCACUGAGGCUGCCCGCUAAGUUCGCCCGGGAGCUCGGAGCUCGCCGGGAGCUGAAGCUGCGGCUUGCCGGCGGGGAGAUGAUGCCCCUGUGGGACGUGGAGGUCUUCGCCGACGAAAAGCGCGGCGACAUGCACCUCGGCCGCGGGUGGAAGAAGUUCGCCCGCGCCCACGACCUGCGCGACGGCUACUUGCUCGUCUUCCGCUACGACGACGGCGCCGCCUCGCUCACCGUCAUGGUCUUCGACCGGAGCACGUGCCGCAAGCAGUACGCGCACGCCGGCGCCGCCGCUGGUCCAGCCGGCCGACGCUCGCUGGCCAUCGCCGAGCCGUCGCAUUUCGCCGUGAGCCUGAGGCAGUGCAACCUGGGAACGAAGCAGAACCAGUACCUGAACGUGCCCGUGGAGUUCCAGGACGCGCACGGGUACGCGCGGCGGCGCCGGGUGGAGCUGCGGAUGGGCGGGCGGUCGUGGUCGGUGAACCUGAAGCGCGGCAAGCGGGUGCGCGGGGACCGCACGGCGUUCAAGUACGGGUGGCACCAGUUCUGCGUCGACAACGGGCUCGAGGUCGGCGACACCUGCUUCUUCCGCGUGAUCCGCGAGGGCGCCUGCGCCGACGACGACGAGGAGGAGUGGGAGGAUGAGUGCGAGGACGACGAGCACGUGCUCAAGGUGGAGGUGCGCAAGAAGAACGGCACGAUGCUCACCUGAUCUGAUGUGCUUUGGCUUUCAUGUUUUAUUAUUAAAAGAGUCGUCGGCGACCACUAGGGAUUCCAAUCUAACUGCUGAUGGAUUCCAAUCUAAAUUAAGUGCAA
Messenger RNA from Panicum virgatum (switchgrass), 1239 nucleotides. Its product is annotated as B3 domain-containing protein Os03g0212300-like. The transcript is spliced from 5 exons. Gene Ontology annotation, molecular function: DNA binding. NCBI's taxonomy places the organism in Eukaryota, Viridiplantae, Streptophyta, Magnoliopsida, Poales, Poaceae. The record is from RefSeq and is a predicted model, not a curated record. The coding region runs from base 350 to 1135 and encodes 261 amino acids.